AAGUAAUUUGACAGUUGGUGGGGUUCCAUAACCUAAAAAAUCGAGAUUUAAAAUGUAAAUAUGUAAAAACAAAAAUAUUUCUCUUAAGGUACACAGACAAUAAGUUUUUAUGAAGGAAAUCGAAUUUGAUUUUUAAACCAUUUUAAACUCAUAAGCACAAUGACUACACCCGUAGCGCUGUAUCAAUGCAGAUUAUGUUUAAAUAAAACUCCAACCAGAGUUAACAUAUUUGGUGGAGAUUUUCCCCGGAUGCUAGACCUAUUAACAUCCAUAAAGGUACAGGAAGACGAUGGCUUACCAAAAUAUAGUUGUACAAAAUGCGCAAAAGAAGUUCAGAUGGCUUUGAUGAUUAAGAAACGUAUUAUAAAAGCACACCAACUCCUAUUAGAAGCUCUAAAAAAGAAAAGGGCAAUAUUUCAAAAAGUCGUGAUAACCCCUACUGUUAAUAAAGUCGAACCUUCAGUACCAAAAAACACAAACAUCACUAAGCAAAAAGUAGUUUCUAAAAAAUCUAAACCAAUAAUAAAACAAAAUCGAACCCAACCAAAAUCAAAAUUAGUUGUCAACUCAAAUGAAGCAACCACAAAUGAAGAUACAUAUGAAGAAAGUGUAAAAUGUGAUAUAAAAACUGAAGGAGUAGAAAAAACAAAUCAACCAAACACAAUUAAAGAAGAAAAAGGAGCACUAGAUCAAGAUGUACAAGAGAUAGUUGACGGAGUCCAGAAACGUCUUGAGAAUACUGGCUUUACUUGUGAAAUAUGUAAUUUAAGUUUUCCACGUAAAUACUUGUUCAGGAUACACAACCGAAAACACGAAAAACGCAAGUGUAAUAUUUGCGGCCGAAUCAUGAGAAGAGACAACAUGAGGAAACAUGUCUUGAUGCAUACAGCAGAUCCAGCAGUUUGUUCUGUUUGUGGAGCCACGUUCAAAAAUUUUGAGGGUUUAAGAACUCACAACUUUCAUUACCACAAACAUACUGCCCAACAAUACAUUUGCGAAGAAUGUGGUAAAGGCUUUCGAAUGAAACAUAAAUUCUUAUUGCAUAAAAAAAAGGAUCAUAUGGGUCUAAAGAACUUCAAAUGCAGUAUUUGUGGAAAAGCUUUCUUUACCAAUAAAUCUUUAUUAAAACAUGGUCGAAUGACCCACGAAAAACAGAGACCUUAUGUUUGCGAAUAUUGUGGUACUGGCUUUUCGUCUAGUUAUGCUUUAAGAACUCAUAAAAGACAACAUACCAAUGAAAAACCGUUCGUUUGUGAGCACUGUUUCGAAGGGUUUAGACAGCGGGUUUCAUUACGAUCUCAUUUGAAAUCAAAGCAUGGAAUAGAGGAAGCCAAGGAAUUCAUUUGUAAAACUUGUGAGAAAUGUUUCGCUACAGAUCACGCUUUGAGUAUACAUCAAAGGUUACACGAAACUAAGAAGUGUGAAAUUUGUUCAGCAAAUUUUGCUGAAGAUGAAUAUCUGGCAAAACAUCUUAAAGAAGUUCAUCAAUUAGAAGUAGAAAUAAAACAAGAUAGUUAAAAUUAUUUUUGGUUUAUUAUGUGUCCAGUAUCUCUUGAAUUUUCCAUUUCUUUGUAUUAUUCGUAUGUGCCUUAUCUCUACGAGGUAGACAUAAUAUACAUAUAUGUAAUAAAAUAUUUGUAAUAUUUGGAAA
Messenger RNA from Diabrotica virgifera virgifera (western corn rootworm), 1651 nucleotides. RefSeq names its product gastrula zinc finger protein XlCGF26.1-like. The transcript has 3 exons. The record is from RefSeq and is a predicted model, not a curated record. Gene Ontology annotation, biological process: regulation of transcription by RNA polymerase II. Lineage: Eukaryota; Metazoa; Arthropoda; Insecta; Coleoptera; Chrysomelidae. Gene Ontology annotation, molecular function: DNA-binding transcription activator activity, RNA polymerase II-specific; zinc ion binding; RNA polymerase II cis-regulatory region sequence-specific DNA binding. Gene Ontology annotation, cellular component: nucleus. The coding region runs from base 160 to 1518 and encodes 452 amino acids.